AGACAUGACUGACACGGUGGUUGGCAACAGCACUGGCCAGUGGAGGUAUCAGAAUGAGAGGCAGAUGGCCCAUCGAACUGGGGCCUCUGGCAACUGGUCGGUCCACGGGAACCAGCCAGAGCGAGGGUGGAAGAACGACGAGCUGACUGACGAGGAGAAGGAGAUCAUCAACAAUGUCAUCGCUCGAGCUGAGAAGAUGGAGGAAUUGGAGCAGGAGCGCAUAGGGCGACUCAUGAACCGCCUGGAAGACAUGCGCAAGAAUGUGGCGGGCGACGGAGUGAACCGCUGCAUCCUGUGCGGGGAGCAGUUGGGCCACCCGGGGUCUGCCUGCGUGGUGUGUGAAGACUGCAAAAAGAACGUCUGCACCAACUGCGGCAUCCAGACGACCAACAAUCGCCCCCAUUCCAUCUGGCUGUGCAAGAUUUGCAGCGAACAGAGAGAGGUGUGGAAACGCUCCGGGGCCUGGUUCUUCAAAGGCCUGCCGAAGCAAAUGCUCCCGGAACCGAUGGCCAUCAGCAAGAGCAAGCCGGAAACUGUGCCCAGCGAGUCAGCCCCAGCUGCUCCAGAUCCGAAGCCGUACUCACGCCGGCAGACACCCGUCCAAGGUGCAGUUCCUCCUCCUCCCGUCGUGCAGGAAUCUCACGGCAAUGAGCCAACAGCAGCUGCAUCCAGUCGGGGAAAUUAUCCACAAGUUAACCGCAAACCUUCCCAGGCUAGAAUGGCACCUAGUGGCAGCGAAUACACCGGCGAGGGGGCCGAAAGCCGAGGCUACUCUGGAGAGACCGAAGCCACCAGAAGCCCUGGAGGUGUAAAACGGGCCAAUGUUGUCCAAGCUGCCGGUGCCAGGCUGCCGCCUCCAGCUUCGAAUCAGAGUGGAUCUGCCCAGCUGGCAGACCAAGGCGGUCUCUCAAUGGCUUCACCCCAAGUCGAUCCCGCCUACGCCCCUUCCGGAGCCUCCUGGGAUGACAGAGCAAGUCCUGGGUAUUCCGCCCCCGCAGCCAGAGAGGAGAGGCCCAUGAGGCAGGCGCCCCCCUACAGCCAAGCCGCCAUGCCACCUGCUGCCCCAGCACCCUCCCGACAGCCUCCUCAAGAGGAGGAGGAGGAAGACGAGGCCAACAGCUAUGACUCCGAUGAAGCAACCACUUUGGGAUCUUUGGAAUUCAGCCUCUUGUACAGCCCGGAGAACAGCUCUUUGCACUGCACCAUCAUCAAGGCGAAAGGACUGAAGCCGAUGGACUCUAACGGGCUGGCUGAUCCUUACGUCAAGCUGCAUCUUUUGCCGGGCGCCAGCAAGUCCAACAAACUGAGGACCAAGACCCUGAGGAACACCCGGAACCCCGUAUGGAACGAGACGCUAGUGUAUCACGGCAUCACAGAGGAAGACAUGCAACGGAAAACACUAAGGAUUUCAGUGUGUGACGAGGACAAAUUUGGCCACAAUGAAUUCAUCGGUGAGUCAAGGCUGGCUCUGAAGAAGGUGAAGCCCAACCAGAAGAAGAACCUCAGCAUCUGUCUGGAAAGAGUCAUACCGAUGAAGCGUGCAGGGACGACUGGCUCCUCACGAGGAAUGGCCUUGUAUGAAGAUGAGAUGGAUCCGGGGAACAACGUGGAGGAGCGGGGGAAGAUCUUGGUGUCCCUCAUGUACAGUACCCAGAAAGGAGGGCUCAUUGUGGGCAUUGUGCGCUGUGUCCACUUAGCAGCUAUGGAUGCCAAUGGCUACUCAGACCCGUUUGUUAAAAUUUUCUUGAAGCCCGACAUGGGGAAGAAAGCCAAGCAGAAGACGCAGAUCAAGAAGAAGACUUUGAACCCCGAGUUUAAUGAGGAGUUUUUCUAUGAUAUCAAGCACAGCGACCUCGCCAAGAAACAGCUCGAUAUCUCGGUUUGGGAUUAUGACAUUGGCAAGUCCAACGAUUACAUUGGCGGGUGCCAGCUGGGCAUCACAGCCAAAGGCGAACGCUUGAAACACUGGUAUGAGUGUCUGAAGAACAAGGAUAAGAAAAUAGAGCGCUGGCACGCCUUACAGAACGAGAACCACGUAUCCAGCGAUUAGAAGGCUCCCCUCGCACCCACCCUCCUCCGCCAACCCCACAGUAGAUUUCCGACAUCU
This is a messenger RNA of Euleptes europaea (tarantolino), 2107 nucleotides long. RefSeq names its product rabphilin 3A (gene RPH3A). The coding region runs from base 5 to 2050 and encodes 681 amino acids. Gene Ontology annotation, biological process: intracellular protein transport. The transcript is spliced from 18 exons. Lineage: Eukaryota; Metazoa; Chordata; Lepidosauria; Squamata; Sphaerodactylidae. Gene Ontology annotation, cellular component: membrane. The record is from RefSeq and is a predicted model, not a curated record. Gene Ontology annotation, molecular function: small GTPase binding.